AUGGAGGGGUUUAACAUCCCAUUGAGAUAUAAAAGCCUCCAAAAACUGGACACCAACUCUUCCUCGCUGAAACAAGAACAUUUGAGCUGGUGCAAGUCUAAUGUUGAUACAGCCGUGAUGGACGUAUACUGCAGUAAUAAUGUUCUUCAGGCCAGGAGAGCCGUGGAGCAGCUCAGACUAGAGACAGAACUACAGAGAAUCAAGAUUUCGGCAGCAGCAGAGCAGCUUGUUCAGUACUGUCAGGAGCACAGGAGAGCCGACCCGCUGCUGACCGGGAUCAACGCCUCCUCCAACCCGUUCAAAGACAAGAAGACCUGCGUGCUGCUGUGAACUGCGUCUGCAGUAGUCGCCCUUUUUAUCUGCAGCGUUAAGAACGACACGCUGACAAAUCCAACUGAAUGAUCAAAUUGUGCAUUUAUAAAGCUUUUUAAAAAUCAAAGAGAAUUUGAUCACGGGACAUUCAGUCAGUCACAGAACAAUACAACAGCACUGUCUGCAAUAACUAUAAAUCAUUCAUAAAUAUAGACAUUUUA
Molecule: messenger RNA, 533 nt
Organism: Sinocyclocheilus grahami
Lineage: Eukaryota; Metazoa; Chordata; Actinopteri; Cypriniformes; Cyprinidae
Gene: gng14
Product: G protein subunit gamma 14
Exons: 3
Coding region: 1-330 (109 amino acids)
Biological process (GO): G protein-coupled receptor signaling pathway
Cellular component (GO): heterotrimeric G-protein complex
Molecular function (GO): G-protein beta-subunit binding
Source: RefSeq, a predicted model, not a curated record